AUGGCCGACGAAGCAACCAAGGCAAAGCUCCGCUCCUCCUUCGACAAGCUCACUCCUCAAGACUUCGCCGCCGUCGCCGGUAACAGAGAAGGUCUCAUCGAGAAGGUCGCCGAGAAGUACGGCAUCUCCAAGGACGAGGCCAAGAAGCAAGUCGACGAUGCCUUCUCCAACGCAGGAGUCAAAUCACCCAAUGCAGAGACACCGAUAGACCAAUUGAGGCGUUUAUAA
Messenger RNA from Exophiala viscosa, 228 nucleotides. RefSeq lists its product as uncharacterized. Bases 1 to 228 code for a protein of 75 amino acids. NCBI's taxonomy places the organism in Eukaryota, Fungi, Ascomycota, Eurotiomycetes, Chaetothyriales, Herpotrichiellaceae. The transcript is spliced from 2 exons. The record is from RefSeq and is a predicted model, not a curated record.